This is a messenger RNA of Naumovozyma dairenensis CBS 421, 1074 nucleotides long. RefSeq names its product RNA polymerase specificity factor (gene MTF1). NCBI's taxonomy places the organism in Eukaryota, Fungi, Ascomycota, Saccharomycetes, Saccharomycetales, Saccharomycetaceae. The record is from RefSeq and is a predicted model, not a curated record. Bases 1 to 1074 code for a protein of 357 amino acids. The transcript has a single exon. Gene Ontology annotation, biological process: transcription initiation at mitochondrial promoter. Gene Ontology annotation, molecular function: mitochondrial transcription factor activity. Gene Ontology annotation, cellular component: mitochondrial DNA-directed RNA polymerase complex; mitochondrial matrix.
AUGCGUGUUCCACUACCGCCAUUAGAACAGAUUCAACAGAUAACUCAACGUUAUGGUGCAAGAUAUCUAAUAAAUCCUAAUGUCUAUGACAAGAUAUAUGAUAAACUGAAUUUAGAAGCCACUUACAAGGAUCCAUCGAAAUUACAAAUAUUGGAUUUAUACUCUGGGCCAGGUAUACAAUCAGCUACAUUUUACAACCGAUAUUCUCCAUCACAAUGCGUCCUCAUGGAAUCAAGGCCACAGUUUUUGAGAUUCAUACAGAACAACUACACCAGUGAUUCUUCAUCUUCUCCAUUGAUAUUAUAUCCACAAGAUCCGUAUAACUGGAAAUCCUUUAUCAAUCUAAUUGAAAAGGAUAAGGUACUGAUACCGAAGAAAGAACCUUUUGAACAAGUACACGAUUCAUUCUUAAUAACAGGUAACUUAACAAAUCAUAACAACGAAUCAUUAAUCAUGCAAUGGUUUGCCUGUAUUGGGAAUCAAAAUUGGUUACAAAGAUUCGGUAGAGUGAAAAUGCUACUGUGGAUUCCUGUCAGUACAGCAAUCAAACUCUUAGCUCCAUUAGGCAGUAAAAAUAGAAGUAAGAUGAGUGUCAUUGGUGACACUUUGACUGAUAUCAAUUUAAUAGCCAUUUCAAAUGAGAAAGAUUUGAAGAAAUUCGAUGCAGUAUUGUUGAAAAAUAAUCAUCCUUUAGUAUUUGAUGGAUCUGAUAACAAAAUGAUGUUGCAGACAGUAAAUCAUAGUAAUUCAAAUGACUCAUCAAAUAAUUCAAUCGUUUUAUUGGAAAUUACUCCCAAGUUUAUUGAGUUGGAUUUCGAAAACUGGGACUAUGUGACGAAACAUCUUAUGGUAUUAAAAAGAACGAAAUUGACUGACGCUUUUGAUUCAUUGGGACAUGGAAGCAAAGAUUAUUUCACAUCAAAAAUUGAAGAUAAAGAUUUUUUGAAAAAGACACCCGCUGACUUAGAUUGGAAAGAAUUUAUUCAUUUAACAGAGCUUUUUGCAAAUUGGCCAUUCAAGCCUGAUAUUUACAUGGAUUUUAUCGAUAUCUUACAGGAAGAAAGUUCUGCGUAG